Molecule: messenger RNA, 1656 nt
Organism: Lindgomyces ingoldianus
Lineage: Eukaryota; Fungi; Ascomycota; Dothideomycetes; Pleosporales; Lindgomycetaceae
Exons: 8
Coding region: 67-1545 (492 amino acids)
Cellular component (GO): nucleus
Molecular function (GO): RNA binding
Source: RefSeq, a predicted model, not a curated record
CAUCGACUCCAGCCCUGAGCUCCUCCGCCCCGCUAGCAACCGCAUGCACUAGAACAGACGCACAACAUGUCUGACAACCCGCGACCGCGCUCGCGCUUUGAUAGAGGUGAGCCUGAGCUAUCCUCACGCUCACGCUUCGAUCGACGUUCCCGCUCGCCCUCGACGCGCGCGUCCGACUCUGUGGUGCGCAGCCGAAGCCCGAUUGCUCGCGACUCCACCGACAGUCCUUCAACCGCGGGCAGAAACUCCGGUCCGGCUGGUCCACCCGGUGCAGCAGCAGCGGCAGCAGCAGCAGCUGCUGCCAGGAUUGCUGCGUCCAUCCAGGCUAAGAAGAGCAUUCAGACAGUUGAUGUCCCGCCUAUUCGAUCUAGCCUUACUCCUACGAGUACGAAAUCCCCUCCGAGUAAAGGCGCUGCUGUUAGUGGCGAGAUCUACCAACAGGACGGCGACUACAUCAAGGACAUUGAAGUCAAUGAUCUGCGCAAUCGCUAUACACUGACCAAAGGAGCUACACAAAAAACGAUCAAGGAAGAUACUGGUGCCGAUGUCACAACCCGAGGAGAGUACUACCCCGAUAAGAGCAUGGCAACUGCUGCGGCACCCCCGCUCUAUCUUCACAUCACUAGCACUUCAAAAGAAGGUCUAGAGAAGGCGGUUGCUAAGAUUGAGGAAUUAAUGAAACAGGAUUUGCCAAACCUCGUUGAUGAACGUAGAUUCCGUCGCGGUCGCGAACCUGACAACAUCGAGCGGGAUGAAUUUGGUCGACGCAAAUGGCCGGAGGAGAAGAUCCCAGUCGAUCUUGAACCAAUCAGUGGUUUCAACUUGCGGGCACAAGUUGUCGGCCAAGGAGGGCAAAAUGUCAAGUACAUCCAGCAAGAAACCCGUUGCAAGGUACAGAUCAAGGGCCGUGGUUCUGGAUUCAUGGAGCCCCAAUCUGGUCAAGAGAGUGACGAGCCCAUGUACCUCCACGUCGCAGGGCCAGACCCUGCCAUGGUACAAACAGCUAAAGACUUGUGCUAUGAGCUUCUCACCAACGUAAAGAGGGAGUAUGAGAAAUUCAAAGAACGCCCCCCUCAACAUCGUUAUGGCGGAGAUGGACGCCCAGGAUAUGGAGAUCGCGGCGACCGCGAGCGAAGCCAGAGCUAUGGGUACGGGGUUGGCUACAGUGGUGGUUAUGGUGGCCGAAAUGAUGCGCCACCCGCUGCACCUACCGUCGCCACCCCAGUCCAGGGUAGUCAAGACUAUACUGCAGCUUAUUGGACUCAAUACGCUCAACAAUACUACCAAAACGGGCAGGACCCCUAUGCGGCAUAUGGUGGGUAUGACGCAUAUAUGGCUAUGUACAAUCAGUACUAUGGUGGUCAGGCAGCCUCUCAGCAAUCUCCGCCACCUGGAACGACGGUUGCCCCCCCUCCUCCCCCACCACCACCGUCUGAUACAGCGCCUCCUCCGCCUCCUCCUCCUGGUGCUGCGCCUCCGCCGCCGCUGCCAGCGGGAUCACCUCCUGGAUCGUACCACUCAGUACCACCACCUCCGGGCUUGUAAGUAGUCUUCCCGGGGCUAUACAUCUCAAGAGAACAGUUCAUCUUCCGACUUGAGGUCGAUCUAAAAAUGAUUGACCAAGACAAGAGAUGUUGGCAGCAUUGCCCUGAGCAA